Messenger RNA from Acromyrmex echinatior (Panamanian leafcutter ant), 5774 nucleotides. It is a transcript of the gene glu, whose product is annotated as structural maintenance of chromosomes 4-like protein gluon. Gene Ontology annotation, cellular component: chromosome; condensin complex. The record is from RefSeq and is a predicted model, not a curated record. Gene Ontology annotation, molecular function: ATP hydrolysis activity; protein binding; ATP binding. NCBI's taxonomy places the organism in Eukaryota, Metazoa, Arthropoda, Insecta, Hymenoptera, Formicidae. Gene Ontology annotation, biological process: mitotic chromosome condensation.
UUUCUCUUUCUUUAAUCGGAUAGAUUUUUCAUUUUUUUCUCCUACUUUGUUUUUCCGUCAAAACGUCAAACACAUGCUUAUCUUCGAUCGAAGUGAAGAAACGGAAGAAAAAGUUCCUAUUAAUUCCAGAAUCACACAGCGGACCGUGCUAAACGAGUGAAUCCAUUUUGCCGCCAUUUUGCUCGCGCAGCUCGUGUCAGAGCUGUCAGAGGAUUAGGAGACGAUUUCGCGGACGAUUUCACGACUCGCGAAGGAAUUCAAAGACGCGCGAUUUCGCGGCGACCUGGGGAGUCGUCUGCAUCAUAUGAGUGGGGUGAGUUUCGCGCACGAUCGAGUAUUAUCGCGCCAGCUCGAGUUCAUCGUUCGGACGAUUCCGUUGGUCGAGCGGGAUUUUGAAUUCAGGACGCCUCUUCGGCGUGAUGCUCUUCGCGAUAUGCGAUGGCGGGUGCUGGAAAUAUGGGAACCUGAUAGUGACCCAGAUCUGUCGUUCAUCUGACUCGAUCGGAAUAUUUGUGCGUCGCGGGAACGUCGAGCACAGUGGAGAAACAUAAUCAGAGUGAUUCUGGAGAAGGUGAGGUUAGAGGUUUCGCGUCAGGAUUCUGUAAUUCCUUCGGUUAGCAUCGCGCGGGAAAGAUCGGUUCGCGAGUGCGAGCUCGCGUUUUCAACAGUGCCGCAGCAGGAGAAGGUGAUUCAUUCGAUAUCGUGGCCUGGUAAACGAACUAGUAUUGAUAAUUUAAGUGGCAGAUCGGCUGGGCCGAUCGAUGAUGUUGUCGACAGACUAACCUCGAAACGCAGCGAGGUUACGACGCAGGCUGGAGAGCUGUAGAUAGAAGGCUGUAGAAACCGUCCGGAUGGCCAACAACUCCCCAGUGAAGAGACACACCCCCGGCGGGGUCGACAUGGAAGUGAACGAGCAGGACACAGAAUUUGACACGGAUGAGGAGGGUGGCUUGCGGGUGGAUGAUGAGAUAUACAUCCCACCACCUUUGAAAAACUUUAAUGAGAUUGAUGAAACUGGAUCCAGGCUCAUGAUUGCCAAGAUUGUUAACGAAAACUUCAAGAGCUAUGCUGGCACACAUAUAAUUGGUCCCUUUCAAAAGAGUUUCUCGGCAAUAGUGGGUCCCAAUGGCAGUGGCAAAAGCAAUGUGAUAGACUCUAUGCUAUUUGUGUUUGGCUAUCGUGCUAGCAAGAUUAGAUCGAAGAAGAUCUCUGUCUUAAUACAUAAUUCCAGUGAGCAUCCGAAUGUGAACAGUUGUACUGUUUCUAUACAUUUCCAAAGAAUUAUCGAUAAGCCUGGUGAAGACUUUGAUGUUGUUCCGGGCAGCGAGUUUGUUAUAUCUAGAACAGCGUUCAAGGAUAGUUCAUCAUAUUAUGAGCUUAAUAAGAAGAAAGUACAAUUUAAAGAGAUUGCCAAACUCUUGAGGUAUCAUGGAGUCGAUUUGGAUCACAAUCGUUUUUUGAUAUUACAGGGUGAAGUAGAACAAAUUGCACUAAUGAAACCAAAAGCUCAAAAUGAAAACGAUACCGGAAUGUUAGAAUUUUUGGAAGAUAUUAUUGGCACAUUUCGUUAUAAAGAACCCUUGGAGAAAUUAUUGAAUAAGAUCGAAGAAUUAACAGAACGUAAAAUAGAGAAGCUGCAUCGACUUAGAGUCGUGCAAAAGGAGAAAGAGGCCUUGGAGGAGCCUAUGCAAGAGGCAGUACAGUACUUAAAAACGGAGAAUUCAAUAAUUAGUCUGCAAUAUCAAAUUUAUCAUUGCAAAAGAUCCGAGGCAAUGAAGAAGCUUGUUGAAUGCGAAGCGACGAACGAUAGUAUUACUAAGGAACAUACUACAUUGACAGACGAGAUGAUUAGCGUUAGCAAAGAGAAAGGGGAAAAAAUCAAGAUUAUUAAGGAAAAGAACAAGAAGUGGGACGCUUUGCAACGGCAAAAAGACGAAGCCACGGCGAGAUUCGAUGAAAUGCACAAGCAGGACGAGUCGCUGCAUGCCGAACUAAUAGAGACAAAUAAGCGGCGGAAAGCUAAUAUAGCAUCCAGCAAAACAGAGAAAAGUAAGCUGGAGGAACUACUGAAGGUACCAGAGAAAAACACUAAGGAUAUUAAUGAAUGCGAGCAUCUGAUCGAGACGCAGGCAGCCAAAAAAGAAAAAGAAGAGGCUACGUUAGCAACUUUGAUGUCGAAUCUACGAGAAAAAACAGAGCCGUUACUGAAUGAGCGGUCCAAGUUGGAGAAAAAACUGAUAUCUCUUAGGAAAGACGUAGAUCAAGCGAAAGCGGCAUACGAUAUCGCGCAGUCAGAGUUGGAACUUUAUACAUCGGUAGAGAAAAUCGAGAAAGAGAAAUUGGAAAAUCUCCAAGAGUCUUUGGAAAGAACUGCGAGUACUCUCAAAGAGCGACAAAAGCAGCUGGCAUUAUUCGAGACGAAAAUCCCGGCAACUGAGCGCAGUUUGAAGCAGGCACAGAGCGAACUUAAUGAAGCAAAGGCUCUCGAAAGCGAGAAAACCGCUCAGCUGCAAAAGAUGCGAAUUACUUUUGAGGAACAGCGUUCUGCCAUGCAGGCUAGCAGGUCACGAAACCACGUCUUAGACUCAUUGAUGAGAGAAAAACGUGAGGGACGAUUACCUGGAAUAUUUGGGAGACUGGGUGAUUUGGGCGCCAUUGAUGCCAAAUACGAUGUCGCUGUAUCGACGGCAUGCGGUCCACUGGAUGACAUUGUUGUGGACACGGUAACCACUGCGCAGGCAUGUAUCACCUAUCUGCGACAACAUAACAUAGGACGCGCUACAUUUAUAGCUUUAGAAAAACAGCAACGAUUCCAAAGUAAGAUCAAUCAGAGUAUCCAAACACCAGAGAACGUACAUCGACUAUUUGAUCUGAUUAAAGUAGAAGAUAAGCGAGUGCUGCCAGCGUUUUAUUAUGGUCUACAAGACACUUUAGUAGCGCAGGAUUUGGAUCAGGCAACACGCAUCGCUUAUGGUAGCAUACGAUAUCGCGUAGUAACAUUGAAAGGCGAACUGAUCGAGCUGUCGGGUACGAUGAGUGGUGGUGGUCGCACAGUAUUCCGAGGUCGGAUGGGUCAGAAAGUGGUGAGGAAUGAGCCGUCGAACGCUGAUAUCGAAAAAUUACAAUCACAGUUGGAUACUAUAUUUGAAGAGUGCAAUAAGCUGAGAGCGAAACAGAAACCUCUGGAAGAACAGGUCCAUGUGUUGACAUCUGGUUUGAAAGAUAUGAAAGUUGAUAAGCAGAGAUUCAAUAUCGAGGUACAGACACUGAGCGAGCAGGAGCCAUCGUUGCGAGCGCAGCUGAAGGCACAGGAAAAAACUGCCGCGAACGCUGUAGCAGACCCAAAGAAAGUUACGGAACUGCAGAAAGUGGUGGACGCGACGAAAUUGCAUCUGAACGAAGUCGAAGAGAAUUCCGCUUCGGUAGAGCAAGAGGUGGAACGUAUCAACAAGAAGAUAGAUGAUAUCUCCGGCAGUCGGGUGCGGGAUCAGCAGGCGAAAAUUGCGCAGCUGACCAAAUCGAUAGAUAAAACCAAGGCGGAAAUAUAUCGUCUGCAGGUGGCUAUUAAGACUGCCGAGAGAAACGUCAAAAAGACUGAGAAACACAUAGAAACGCUGGAAAACGAUGUACACACCUGCGAGCAGAGGUUAAGGGACAUUCAGAAGGAAAAAUCCGAACUCGAGGAACAUGCUAAAGUCAUUCUGGAUGAAUUGAAGGGACUCAAUGAGGUAUUGGUAGAGUGGGACGACGCCACAUUGUCUUUGAAGGACGAGUUGAACAAACUGCAGGCGCGUGAGGACAAAAUGAAGGCGGUGAAGAUCGAUGUGGAGCAGAAAUUACAAGAGAAUAAGAAAUCGUUAAAGGAGCUCCAGCAAAUGAUCCCCGCGUAUAAUCGGGACAUAAAGAAUCUGAAAUUACGCCAGAUUCCCCAUGAAAUUUUAGAGCCUCUUAAGGAUCUGACUGAGGAGGAGAUCAAUCAAUUGGACAUGAAGAUGUUGCUGCAGAAUUUGGUAAGGAUAAAAAAAAAGCUACCCGAGCAGAUACCCAACAUGCAAAUCAUUGCGGAUUACGAGGAGAAAGACGCGCUGUAUAUGAGCCGUGCCGCUGAUCUGGAAGAGACGACGUCGGUACGCAACAAGAUGCGUGACAUCUACGAAACUGCUCGGCGACGCAGGAUCCAGGAAUUCCUACACGGUUUUACCCUGAUCACUACCAAGUUGAAGGAGAUGUACCAGAUGAUUACGCUUGGCGGCGAUGCAGAGCUAGAACUGGUGGAUUCGUUAGAUCCGUUAAGCGAGGGUAUUGUAUUUAGUGUGCGUCCGCCCAAAAAAUCAUGGAAGAGCAUCGAUAAACUCAGUGGCGGUGAGAAGACUCUAAGUUCGUUGGCGCUGGUUUUUGCCCUCCAUCAUUACAAACCCACGCCUGUGUACUUUAUGGAUGAGAUCGAUGCGGCGCUUGACUUCAAGAAUGUCUCCAUUGUUGGUAACUACAUCAAAGAGCGCACGAAAAACGCACAAUUCAUCGUCAUCUCGUUACGUUCGAAUAUGUUCGAACUGGCCGACUCUCUGGUGGGCAUCUACAAGACGUUUAACUGCUCUAAAAGUGUGACUCUCCGAUUGUCCCGUUACUAUGAAAAUAAUGGUAUCGUGCCGCCCACGCAGCUUACUUCGAAGACCUACGCGUCCCAGGCCUCGCAGAAAUCGCGACUGCCCUUGUCGCAACACACUCAGACGAAUUCACGUAAGAAGAACACCGCACCCACGAAGGAUAAUAAUGCGAAAGAAACAUUAUUGAACGAGAAAGAGACGUUACCUGCGAAGGAUAAUAAUGCGAAAGAAACAUUAUUGAACGGGAAAGAGACGUUGCCCACGAAGAACAAUAAUGUGAAAAAAACGUCAUUGAAUGGGAAAGAAACAUCGUCCGCGAAGGACAAUAAUACAAAAGAAACGUCAUUAAAUAAGGAAGAAACAUCGUCUACAAAGCACAAUAACGCGAAGGAAACAUCAUCUGAUGCGGAAAUAAACACAAAAAAGAAUAACGCAAAGACACCAAAUGGAAAGCGACAGAAAGUUGAUCGACUAGGUAUUCCGGAAUUGGCGAUACGCUUAACGCCAACUCGACACUCUUCCAGGCUUGCGAAGAAAAGUAUGGAAAGAGAAGAGAACGACAACAAGGGACCAGCUAGGAAAAAGCAAAGGUCGCAGUAAUGUAAUGCUUCCAGAAAAUAUGCGCUGGGGCUUGAUGCCGGCAACUCCUAGUAUAAAUAUUAUAAAUUAAAUAUUAUUAUAUUUUUGCAUAAUGAAUUGUAGAAUACGAUUUUUUUUGCAUCCUCAUAGCCCUUUAACGUUGGCUAAGGAUGUGAAGUAAUGUACCAUAACUUACUGUGUAGAAAGUUAUCAUAAAGUUAUCAUAACAGAUAAAAUAAAAAAAAUAGUCGAUAUAAUUUUAUUUUUAAAUUUAGUGUUAUACAUGCGAAUUUUCUCAGUUUUAUCGAAUGAUUUAAGAUUUUUGUGUAAUAUGUUGGGAUAACGCUUGUAUAACAGAGUAAGAUACAGGAUUCGCUUCUUUUAUCUGUUUUUUCUUACAUUUCACCUUUUUUUUGUGUUCUUAAAUCAGAAUCAGAUACGUAUAUGUAUUUCGAAUAUACAAUAAAUCGAGCAACUUGAUUCAGUUAAGAGAAGCGGAUCUAUAAUAAGUGCAAAAUGCAAUAUUUUUAUAUGUUUGUACAAGUCGCCUAUGAAGAAACUAUAUUAAAAUUACUAUUGAAACAGGAA